GAGGAAGGGAGUGGGCGGGGCGAAGUGCCUCAGAGCCUUCACUUGAUGUUGUGAAGGGAAGAAGGAGCUCUCCUCCGCCGCUCCGCCUUCCUUCCGCCUUGAGAGGCAGCGCAAGCCUUCUCCAGGAUGUUACGCUUUCGCCUUCUCCCUGCUGUGGCAGGUUGUAUUGCCCUUUCUAGGAGACACUAUGGAACAGCCCAGACUAUUCAUAGCCGGCGCAGGAUGCUGAUGGUGGCUCUUGUAGGAACUACAGCUGUGACAGCAAGCACUGGACUUCUUUGGAAAAGAGCCCAGGCCGAAGCACCAUCAUCCGUGAAACAUGAUAUGAGGGCAGACUCUGGUGAGAAGAUGAAGAAUGGAGAAGAAGCCGUGAAUGAAGAAUGCGAUGAUAGGAAAGCUGUAGAGUCAAGUGAUGAGGAUGUUCCUGCAGAAGGGAAGAAGAAGAAACGCUCUGGAUUUCGAGACCGUAAAGUGAUGGAGUAUGAAAACAGGAUCCGAGCAUACUCUACUCCCGAUAAAAUCUUCCGAUAUUUUGCUACCUUGAAAGUCAUAAGUGAGCACGGGGAGUCAGAAGUGUUUAUGACACCACAAGAUUUUGUGCGAUCUAUAACACCAAACGAAAAACAACCAGAACACCUAGGUCUUGAUCAGUUUGUGGUAAAACGCUACGAUGGAAAGAGAAUCUCCCAGGAACGUGAAAAGUUUGCAGAUGAAGACAGCAUCUUUUAUGCACUUGGAGAAUGUGGCCUGAUCUCCUUUUCUGACUACAUCUUCCUCACAACCGUUCUCUCUACUCCUCAGAGGAACUUUGAAAUUGCUUUCAAGAUGUUUGAUCUAAAUGGUGAUGGAGAAGUGGAUAUGGAAGAGUUUGAACAGGUUCAGAGCAUCAUUCGCUCCCAGACAAGCAUGGGCAUGCGCCAUAGGGACCGCUCAACCACUGGGAAUACUUUGAAGACUGGCUUCAACUCUGCAUUGACCACAUACUUUUUUGGAGCCGAUCUGAAGGGCAAGCUGACAAUCUCCCACUUCCUGGAAUUCCAGCGCAAACUUCAGCAUGACAUCCUCAAACUUGAGUUUGAAAGGCACGAUCCCGUGAAUGGGCGGAUCACAGAGCGUCAAUUUGGCAGCAUGUUGCUGGCGUACAGUGGAGUGCAAUCCAAAAAACUCAGUCUCAUGCUGAAGCAACUCAAGAAGCAUUUCCAGGAUGGAGAGGGGCUGACCUUUGAAGAGGUAGAAAAUUUCUUCACUUUCCUGAAAAAUAUAAAUGAUGUGGAUACAGCUUUAAGCUUUUAUCACAUGGCUGGAGCAUCACUUGAUAAAGAUACUAUGCAGCAGGUAGCCAAGACGGUGGCAAAAGUGGAGCUGUCAGACCAUGUUUGUGAUGUGGUGUUUGCUCUCUUUGACUGUGAUGGCAACGGUGAGCUGAGUAACAAGGAGUUUGUCGCCAUUAUGAAGCAGAGGCUUAUGAGGGGCUUGGAAAAGCCAAAAGACAUGGGAUUUACUCGGCUGAUGAGAGCCAUGUGGAAAUGUGCGCAGGAGACUGCUUGGGAUUUUGCCAUGCCCAAACAAUAACCCCAAGCAGCCAGAGUUGGAAACCUGGCUGCAACACUAAGGCGGAGGAUUAUACGCUCUGCUGCGUUUGUGCCACCUGAUCAACGGCCAUCGUGUUAGAAGCUCCAGGAAUAAUGAAGGCCUUCUGUGACAGAAUGACCAGAUUCCACUGCUGCACUGGAAAAAAAUCAACCUUGGAAGGCAAAGACUGUUAAUGACUGCAAUUUUUCCUUCAAAAAUUCCUAAGCGGAAACUUGAGUGCGUUGUCAAAUAGCUUUCUAUCUUAAUAACUGCCUUCGCUGUACACAUACACAAUCUAUUUCUUUGUCUUCUCUUAGGUUUUUACUUUAUAUAUCUCAGGAAGCAAAUCGUCAGUAAUUAGCUUUGAAUAUCGCAGCGGCUGCUUCCUUCUCUGAAAAUAAAAUGUUUGAGCAUGGAUACUACAAAAGAACAGUAUUGCUUGUAUCUGUAGUAACUGAUAUUUUGAGCAUUGUAGGAGUGAUAAUGCUUGAGGUUGUCACUCCUGCCCUAUCCUUGAUGUUUCUUAGAAUUUUUUAAAAGGGGGAUUUAAGGGGGACCAAAGCCAGUGGUGAUUUUUUCCAUGUUAAAUAUCAAAACAUCAGUUAUUCUUUAAGCUACCCAUAAAUUUCAAGGCAAAAUAUGACCAAGGACUGUGUGAUACGAGAAACCUAUUUCUGCUUGGAUUUUUGACUUGUACUUGCAACCCAAUCUGUAUGCUGUUACCUGUAAUUUUUCCCCUUAAUGAGCUCUUUAUGAUGUGUUCUUUCAUACAGCCUCGAAACUGAACUUUACAGAGCACUUGAAUGCUUGUCAAAUAUAAUUUUAAUUAUAAUGGUUCCCAGCCAGACACCUGAA
Molecule: messenger RNA, 2427 nt
Organism: Anolis sagrei ordinatus
Lineage: Eukaryota; Metazoa; Chordata; Lepidosauria; Squamata; Anolidae
Gene: MICU1
Product: mitochondrial calcium uptake 1
Biological process (GO): mitochondrial calcium ion homeostasis; calcium import into the mitochondrion
Cellular component (GO): uniplex complex
Molecular function (GO): calcium ion binding
Source: RefSeq, a predicted model, not a curated record